Funneliformis geosporum is the source of this 944-nucleotide messenger RNA. The record is from the annotation of a GenBank genome assembly. NCBI's taxonomy places the organism in Eukaryota, Fungi, Glomeromycota, Glomeromycetes, Glomerales, Glomeraceae.
GUUUUAUAAAAGCUUCUGAGUUAUUAAAUUCAAAAAAUGAUACAGCCAUUUUAGAUGAACUAAAAGAUAAAUUUACUCAUAUGCAAAAUGCUCAACUUACUGAAAUAUACGAAGAAACUUCAAAAUCAUUCAAUUCUAAGGAAAUAUAUGACCGUCCUUAUUUUUCUAGAUUUAAGGAAUUUGUGAAGAGCACUCAACCGGAUAUAGAUUUACUUACACUUUAUGAUAAAAAAGUUAUUGUAAUGCUUUUAUCUGAUCCUCUUACUGAUGAAGAAAUGAUUCAAAUCUUUGAGCAUCCUAAUAUGUCAAAUAAUACAUCAGAUGGAUUAUUAAGAAGAGUUUUUUUAUGGAUAAGAUGUUGCACAGCACGAAAAGAUGAAAAUGGAAUAUAUGGGACAUGCUAUAAUAUUAAAAAAUACUUAAACUUACGACCAAAAAAUGCCAAAGAAAAUCUUUUUCUUCAUAUAAAUAAAAAUCUAAAAGAUAUUGAAAAUGGAAAUUGGUAUUCUACUUCUCAUAUGGGUCGAGACAAACUGUAUGGAAUGCUAAAAGAGAUUUGCAAUAUUACUGGAAUUGAUUGCAUAAAUAGAAGAAUUGUUAAUCAUUCAUUACGAAAAUAUACUGAUCAAAAAUUAAAUGAUGAAGGAUUAGAUUCACAAGCUAUAAUGAAUAUAACUUUGCAUAGAUCUUUAGCAGGAUUAAAUGAAAAUUUUAAUAUAAAAGAAUCUAAUAAGAAAGAACUUAACAUAAAAGGAGAUGAUAAUGCAAAACUUAUUUCUAACAAAAUAUCUAAAGAAGAAAUUAAUAUAUCAGAAACAGAAAAGGAACCAUUCUCUGAAAUCCAAAAUAUGGUUCCUUCAAAACGUAAAAAUGAUUUAUUUCUUAAUAAUAGUCGACUUAAAUUUAUUAAUUGUAGUAAUAUUACUAUUAAUAUUGCAAAGUAA